Molecule: messenger RNA, 3947 nt
Organism: Lates calcarifer (barramundi perch)
Lineage: Eukaryota; Metazoa; Chordata; Actinopteri; Centropomidae
Product: zinc finger protein 235
Exons: 4
Coding region: 2445-3878 (477 amino acids)
Biological process (GO): regulation of transcription by RNA polymerase II; central nervous system development
Cellular component (GO): nucleus
Molecular function (GO): RNA polymerase II cis-regulatory region sequence-specific DNA binding; DNA-binding transcription factor activity, RNA polymerase II-specific
Source: RefSeq, a predicted model, not a curated record
UCCACAUUUUAUCUCAGUAAACACUAGAUGAAUAUAUUUUUCCAUCCCUGUUGGUCUUUUUUAAAUUUUAUUUUUAUGAAACUUAACUCACAGAAACCAGAAACAUGCCACAGUAAAUAUUUAAUCAGUUUAAGGUGAUGAUGUAGGUGGUGAUGUAUCAUAAACUAUGACAUUGUCUCUAUUAAGCCCAUGACAAUUAAGCAGAAUGCCUUUCACACUAGUUCAGCUGUGAGAGAAGUCAUGAAGGAAGAAGUUGACAGUGCUGUGCAGAGCUGGUAUUUCAUAUUGUACCUGUAAUGAACACCACAUCCUCUAGUGGGCGAUAGCAGGGAUUUACUCUGUUGCUUCAACAUAUAAAAACAGUCAAAAACAAUUUAUUCCUCAAUAUGGAGCACAUGUAUUCUCAAAAGUGUUUCAACAUAUUUGAUGUCCUUAUGCAGUCCUGACAACAGACAACAGUGGAGAGGAUGUUUUGGCACCACUUUCUAAUAAGGCAUCCUCUAUAAGUGGAUCAUAAGCUGUAACUAAUGGCUUUGUUAAUAGUCAAUAAAUAUAGAUCAUUUAUUAGCCAUUAAUAAGAACAACCCUUGGUUUGCUAGGUUUGUGAGUGAUCCCUAUGACUGGUUUUUCCUCCUUCAGCAUUAUACGUGCUUUGAAUUUCUUACUCUUUAGUUUGUCAGACAGAUGCCUCUGUUGGCCGGUUUGACCUCUGACUUUGAGGAAAAUGGUUGCAGCGCAUCUGGAGAAAACACAUUCACAAAAAACUCAAUAACAUUUACAUCUGUAGACUUUAAUCAUUUAAGAUCUCUUUAUUAAUGACUUGUUGACCUUUCUGAUUAGAGACUACUUACAAACUUUUGCUGUUAGCUCGAGAGAAAGUGAGAAACACUUUAACAUUUAUUAAUGACUUCUAUCUGUAGAUUUGAAUGUAGUUAUAUUUUAUUAUCAACUUUAAUAACCACAGAUUUAGAGAUUUUUCACAUUCCUAUUAAUUAAGUAAGAAAUUGUAUAUAAAAUAACCAGUUACUAGAGCUUAUAAAGCCUUUGUAAAGCUAGAGUUGUUAGAAAUUGAUACCAGAUUUAUUUCUGAUUGCAUUACCUCUUUUGUUGAAGAAUAACCCUAUAAAUGAUCCAUUCGCUUCCUGCAGACAAUCCGACGUCCCAAAACCUAGAGUGAGCUGUCAAAGUUAAGGGUGUGACAGAGUGCCAAAGAAAAGUACAAAGGAAUGAUAGUGCAGAAGGAAUAACAGAAACUUCUGUGGAAAGUGGAGGGAGAGGCUGGAAAAACCUGUCAUCACUGCAUCACUGCAGAUAAAAACACAGAUCUGUCCUCCAUCUGGAUGCCAAUACACCAGGCCAGGACAGGACACACUGAGACAGAGUCCAAACCUCUGUAACAAACAGAGGUUUAAACAUUUUGUUCUUCUGUACUGUAAGUAUAAUAGGUAUUAACUUGUACUUAGGUGGAUUCCCCAUGUUGUGUGGUGUCUCAGUGCAGUAGAGUAUGACUUACUGUUUGGUUGCGAUUAGACUCACCGAGCACUUUAUUAAGAACACCUGUAUACAUGCUCCUUGAUGCAGUUAUCCAAUCAACCAGUCAUGUAGCAGCAGUGCAGUUCAGUUAAUGUUCACAUCAAACAUCAGAAUGGGGGAAAAAACCAUGGCAUGAUUGUUGGUGUCAGACAGGCUGGCUUGAGUAUUUCUGAAACUGGGAUUUUCAUACACAACAGUUUCUAGAGUUCACUCAGAAUAGUGCCAAAAACAAAACACAUCCAGUCAGCAGCAGUUCUGGGGACAAAAGAAACUGUUGAUUACAAAACGCAGUUUUCCUGUUUAAAACACCACAUUUGUGUUUAGAAAGAAAUUGAGUGUGGAUGGAAGCACACAUAUGGUAUGUUGUUCAUUUCCUGUAGAGGAGGUGGCACAAUAUUCAUAUUUUUUAGGUAAUUGGAGGACAAUUUAAUUUAACAUUGGGGAUUAUCAAUCAAUGAACUCAAUUACUUGGCUGAAAAAAGUGCCAAAUUUCCAUACUGAUUUUUUCCAGUUCUAUUUUCUUUUUCUCCUGUAUUUUUAAAUAAGUUCAUUGUUCAGUACACAGUUUUGUAAGACUGUUUCUGAUAUUAGAUAUUUACUACAUGGAAUGCUUUGUAGUUUGGGAUUGGUUAUUUCAAAAAGCUUUUGGGAUUGGAACCUUCAAUUGGAUUAAGCCCUGGUUACCAUGGAAAUCAUUACUGCAUCUAUCAAACCUUUCUUUCUCCAACCUACAUGAAGACGCCUUUUAACCUGCACAAGAUAAUCAAACUUCUGUCACACAUAAAUGAUCUGCAAGUGUCUAACUGCAUUAUCUCACAUAGACCUACUUGCCAGUAAUUACUUUGUCAAACAAAUAUUUUCAAGGUCAAGAGUGAAUUUUCACAUACAAACUAAAAACAGUUGAUUAAGAGAUGGAGGAAUAUCUAGUAAACAGCCAAAUAAACACCAGCAACAAAAUGUGUUCAUCACAAGAGAAACAGACCUGCAAAAACCUCAAAAGAACUUAUGAUGCAGCUGAGGAGAGUUUCAACGGAAGACAGGAUAAGCAUCAGCCUACCCACACUGUAGAGAAUCUACAUCAGUGUGACCACUGUGAGAAGAGUUUCAGGCUGUCACAGAAUUUGAAAGUUCAUCAGCGUAUCCACACCGGAGAAAAGCCUUAUCUCUGUGACCAGUGUGGGAAGAGUUUCAUGAAGUCAGACUCCUUGAAGAUUCAUCAGCGUAUCCACACUGGAGAAAAGCCUUACCUCUGUGACCAGUGUGGGAAGAGCUUCAUGAAGUCAGAUUCCUUGAAAGUUCAUCAGCGUAUCCACACCGGAGAAAAACCUUACCUCUGUGACCAGUGUGGGAAGAGUUUCAUGAAGUCAGAUUCCUUGAAAGUUCAUCAGCGUAUCCACACCGGAGAAAAACCUUACCUCUGUGACCACUGUGAGAAGAGUUUCAGGCUGUCACAGACUUUGAAGGUUCAUCAGCGUAUCCACACUAGAGAAAAACAUUACCUCUGUGACCAGUGUGGGAAGAGUUUCAUGAAGUCACAUAAUUUGAAGGUUCAUCAGCGUAUCCACACCGGAGAAAAGCCUUACCUCUGUGACCAGUGUGGGAAGAGUUUCACGCAGUCAAAGGAUUUGAAAGCUCAUCAGCGUAUCCACACUGGAGAAAAACCUUACGUCUGUGACCAGUGUGGGAAGAGUUUCACGCAGUCACAGAAUUUGAAGGUUCAUCAGCGUAUCCACACCGGAGAAAAGCCUUACCUCUGUGACCAGUGUGGGAAGAGUUUCACGCAGUCAAAGGAUUUGAAAGCUCAUCAACGUAUCCACACUGGAGAAAAACCUUACAUCUGUGACCAGUGUGGGAAGAGUUUCACGCAGUCAAAGGAUUUGAAAGCUCAUCAGUGUAUCCACACUGGAGAAAAGCCUUACGUCUGUGACCAGUGUGGGAAGAGUUUCACACAGUCACAGAAUUUGAAGGUUCAUCAGCAUAUCCACACCGGAGAAAAGCCUUACCUCUGUGACCAGUGUGGGAAGAGUUUCAGUGUGUUACAGAAUUUGAAGGUUCAUCUGUGUAUCCACACUGGAGAAAAGCCUUACGUCUGUGACCAGUGUGGGAAGAGUUUCACGCAGUCAAAGAAUUUAAAAGCUCAUCAGCGUAUCCACACUGGAGAGAAGCCUUAUGUUUGUGACCAGUGUGGGAAGAGUUUCACGCAGUCAAAGAAUUUAAAAGCUCAUCAGCGUAUCCACACUGGAGAAAAGCCUUACGUCUGUGACCAGUGUGGGAAGAGUUUCACACACUCACAGAAUUUGAAGGUUCAUCAGCAUUUCCACACUACACUAGAAACAACAGUGUAAUAACACAGUGUAGAACCUAUAUCUGAACUGUAUGUAAAGUAAAAGUAAAAAGUAAAGUAGCAGUUAAAA